AUGUUCUGCCUUAGCAGUGUUGUAACCCUUUUGGGCUUCGCUAGUAUUGUCGCUGCCGCCCCAGCCGACCAUACUAAGCGUCUGGACGACAUUAAGAACUGCUACUGCGGCAGAGACACCGGUUCAGCGCUUGUUAGUGACCCUGACACUACCAAGACUGCCUGCCCUGAUUAUGGCACUGUCGCUGGUCCUUAUCCCACCAGGUGCCAGAUCAUGAUUGAUAUCAACGAGCCGUUAUUCGUCGACAAGUGCAAGGCCCUGGGUCAGCCUACGGGGUGGUGCGAGAAAUGA
This is a messenger RNA of Colletotrichum destructivum, 291 nucleotides long. RefSeq lists its product as uncharacterized. The record is from RefSeq and is a predicted model, not a curated record. The transcript is spliced from 3 exons. The coding region runs from base 1 to 291 and encodes 96 amino acids. Lineage: Eukaryota; Fungi; Ascomycota; Sordariomycetes; Glomerellales; Glomerellaceae.